Molecule: messenger RNA, 1254 nt
Organism: Adineta steineri
Lineage: Eukaryota; Metazoa; Rotifera; Eurotatoria; Adinetida; Adinetidae
Source: the annotation of a GenBank genome assembly
AUGUGUCAAAAAGAACCACGCAAACGUUCUCGUUCGAGUACUCGACGUUUGCGAUAUGUACGUUGUGUAUCAUUUUUUAUGCUUGGAUUUUUUUCAUCAACAAUAACUUUUCUUAUAACAUUUUAUGCUACUUCGAAUGCUCUAUCGAAUAUAAUCUCAUCUAUUUUUUUUUCAAAUUCUUAUAAUUCUGAACUUCAAGUUCCAUUAUCACCUCGUGAUGCAAUUAAAAAUUAUCAACCGAGAGAUUUUUUGGGUAAAAGAAAAUCUAUAAAUUAUGAUUAUCAUCUGAGAUAUAAUGAUUUUAAUUAUCGUAAACCUGAAACAUUAACUUAUAAAAGUCGAACAUAUUCAAAUAAUACCGAAAUAUUAUUUCGUUUUCCAAAAACAACUGCAAUAACAGCAUUAUUACUUAUAUUUCAUAGUUGUAAACAUUCUGCAUAUGAAUGGUUUCAUACACCUGAACGACAACGUAUUAUUGGUGCUGCUCUUGAUCUUGGUUAUGCUUGUUUAGUAUUUCAAUCAACUGAUAAAAUUACAAAAUGUUGGUCAAAUGAUGUUGAUCUUUAUCAAAAUAAAGAUAUACAAAUGGUAUUAAAAGGACUUGAAGAAUUUUAUAAAGAAUAUCCUCAAUUAGUGUCUGUACCACGAUAUACAUUUGGUGUAUCAAGUGGCGGUAUAUUUUCAAGUAUCUUGGCUAUUAAUCAACAAUAUCGUAUACAAGGACAAAUUAUAUUUAUUUCAAUUAUUCUACCUGAAAUCUUAUAUACUUAUGUAAAAGCACAAAAUUAUCCACCAACUGUUUGGAUACAUAUGUUACGUGAUGUUGAAUUUGCAUCUGAAACACGUAUUAAAGCUUCGAAACAAAUAUUUAUGGAACAAAAUAUUCCUUGUAAUAAUUUUCCUAUUGAACCAUUACAAGUAAAACCAACGAUAUUUAGUGAACGAGUACCAACAAUAGAUUCUGAAACAUCAUAUUUUCUAUACUAUCUACUUCUACGAAAUCAAUGGUUAAAUACUCAUACUUAUUUACUAUACAAUCCACGUCGUAAAUUUGCUUGGCAAGACUUUUUAUUUCCUCAAAUCGAACAAAACCAUACAAGAGCAAGAAUAUAUAAAAGUAUAAAUGAUCAUAAAAAUGAAAUAUCAGAAUUUUUAAAUACAAUUUAUGGUGAACAUGAAAUAAGUUAUGAACGUUCAUCUGAAGCAUUAAAUUGGUUCAAAGAAUUAUUUACUUCAUCUGUUAAGAAAACUUAA